GGAUCUGCCAGCCCCCCGACCUCACACCUGCCGUCUCUGAAACCUCUAGCAGAGGGGGAGGAAGACGAUGUGGAGGACGGCGGGUUCCUGCCUGCGUGUGCUAACGGUCUUGGAACGAACAGCAGCAACAGCGGCGGUGGCAGCAGCAGCAGCACCGGCAACAGUAACGGCAAGUCCAAGGGUGACGCCAGCAAGUCCCACACCGGUCGGCGCACUGAGCUGCUGGGCGCCUCCUCGGCGGCGCUGGAGGCGGCACUCGGGUAUGACGAUGCGUCGUACGGCAAGAGCCCCGCGCAGCAGGUGUGUCUGGAGUGGCGUCACGUGAGACUGACGGUGGUGUCCCCGCGCGGGCUGUUGAUGGUGCUGCGGGACGUGGGCGGCCGGGCGCCUGCGGGGGCCGUCACCGCACUGCUGGGGCCGUCGGGAGCAGGCAAGUCCACACUGCUGGACCUGCUUGCUCUGCGCGGCGCAGCAGCCCUACCAGAGGGCCCCUCCUCCUCCCCCUCCCCUGCCUCCUCCUCCCCCUCCUCCCCUGCCUCCUCCUCUCCCUCCGCCCCCGACUGCAGCGGCCAGGUGCUGGUCAACGGCCAGCCCCGCGACCGCCGCGCCUUCCUGCGCAGCAGCUCCUACGUGCCGCAGGAGGACGCCUUCC
This is a messenger RNA of Astrephomene gubernaculifera, 652 nucleotides long. NCBI's taxonomy places the organism in Eukaryota, Viridiplantae, Chlorophyta, Chlorophyceae, Chlamydomonadales, Astrephomenaceae. The record is from the annotation of a GenBank genome assembly.